This is a messenger RNA of Monomorium pharaonis (pharaoh ant), 6166 nucleotides long. RefSeq names its product protein hunchback (gene Hb). The transcript is spliced from 4 exons. The record is from RefSeq and is a predicted model, not a curated record. Gene Ontology annotation, molecular function: DNA-binding transcription factor activity, RNA polymerase II-specific; RNA polymerase II transcription regulatory region sequence-specific DNA binding. Lineage: Eukaryota; Metazoa; Arthropoda; Insecta; Hymenoptera; Formicidae. Bases 1110 to 3176 code for a protein of 688 amino acids. Gene Ontology annotation, biological process: regulation of transcription by RNA polymerase II.
UUCUUUGCUGAAAAUAAUAUAUAAUCAAUAUACCACAAAUUAUUCUAUCGCUCUACUUUUUUUAUUUAAAGAUGCUUUAUAAUUUGCUUUAAUUAAAAAUUUUUUUUAAGUAAAUACAUAAUUAAUAAAUAAUGUGUAUCUUAAACGCAAAUUUUCAAAUUUAUAUUUAUUAUGUCAUACUUAGAAAAAUUUCAAAUACCGUUAUUGGUCAAUGUUCAUUCUUUUGCCUUUUAUUUAUCUCUGCACCAAAAUUUUUUGUAUAAUAAAUCAAAUUUUCGACGUUUUUUUUUUACUUUAGUCGCUUAGUCAUGAGAAAAAAAUCGUACGGUACAAACACCAUAUUUAUGGGAAGGAAAAACCAGCAGGCGUGAUAUCUAACAGUACAUGACGUAACUUUUUACGUGACAUGGGACGAGCAAUAACGGGUUUCAUCCCUCAAUAGGCAGAUACUUUUUUGUUAAAAAGGCAUGCAAGCUAACGGUGGGGGAUAACUGCGAGAACUUAAGGUCUGUUUAUUGGACGGAUGAUUCGAGAGUGAGGGUAACCGCCCUACAACAGGACCAAAUGUUGGGACUUAUAGAAACUGUUAGUGUCAGUACGGUCUCAGUUCGAUUCGGUUAUCGCCUGAUAGACCUCGAGUUUUUUUUCUGUACAUGUCAGGAAUUUCGAAGCCGUUCUCGAUUCAGAUUGUUCAAUUGCUUGCCCAAGACAAUUCAAGUAUCUUCGCAUUAUUAUAAAUCAGCGAAGCCGGUCCAGCAUUUGAUCCGAUUGAUAUCGAGACUUUCUCUAAAGCUUUUGAUUUUUCGGAUCUAUUAGAACUAUCGUUUUAUUACGGACGUUAAACUAAUAAAAAACAGAACAUUCGAAUAAAAGAAAAUCUUUAGAAUAAGGCACAGUGGCACAUAGUAUCGUGGCUUUAAUACUAACUUUAGCAUUAAAUGGAUACUAUUUAUUAAAAGUGUGUAGUGUAAAAUAUGUAAGUGUCAAAUCUUUAUUUAAAGACAAGUAAUUUUUUCCAUGAAAAAAAUUGUACUUUGGAACAUCUAGAGGAGACGAAAUUACUAAUAAAUUUGACAAUUUCGAACGUGCAAUAGGACAAGAUCGUUAAAAUGAAAAGAUAUCACGAGGAUAAUGUACAAUUUUUGGGACCAAAUCAACAACAACAUGAACAGCAACAACAGACUGCUGCCGAGAAGCAACGAUGUCCCUUGCUUCCGCAAACCACGCCCGUUUGGGGUGAUAGAAACGUGAGCGUGCAAUCGGCGGAAGAAACUAAUAACAAUAUUGAUUUCUUGUUUGAUCAUUCGAUUCCAAGCACAUCCGAUUCAAAAUUCCCAACGUGUGAUACACCGAUCUCGAUGAAUGAUGUGAAUAGUCCGCCACCUGGAUCUAAUUCAACUGAAAAUAGCAUUCCAAUGAUGAAUAAUCAUCCCAGUGAUGCUGCACAGUUACCUAGAAUUUGUAAAUUAUGUCCUUGCGUUUCGACAACUAGAAAUGAGUACAUCAAUCACGUGAUCACACAUUGCACAAUCACAAGAAGUUCGCACGUUGAAAACGACUUUUUCAACGAACCCUCUGAUGAUGACAAAAAGACUGAAGUUUUCAGUAAUGAAUCACGAAGUAAGGGGAAGAAGAAAAAUAAAGUUUCAAAGCCGAAAACUUGCCCCAAGCAUACCUGCGGUUUUAUAGCGAAUACAAAAUUGGAUUUGUGGCAGCAUUUACGUGAACACUUCUUUGUGCAUGAAGAUUGUUCCGGCUUUGUUUGUCCUUAUUGUCGAUUCGCUACCUUCUUCAAGCAUCACAUGACAUUCCACUGGUUCAGUGCUCAUGAUGAUUUUAAGGCGUUCGCGUGUGAAGAGUGUUCGUAUGCGUGCGUGAGCAAAUCAAUGCUAACUAGUCACAAGAAAACGCAUUCGGCGGUUUAUCAGUACAAUUGCGGGACGUGUGUGUACAAGACCAAAUUUUGUAACGCGAUUAAAAGACAUUUGAAAGAGACUCUGCACACACCGGGCCCAGUGCUGAACCCGGAUGGGACACCGAAUCCGUUCGCCACUAUCGAUGUUUACGGUAGUAAACGCGGACCUAGAAGAAAGCCACACAUGGAACAGAAGAGGAAGCUAACAGAAGAUUCCGAAAUCGACAUGCCAUCAACUUCGGAAAUAACUUCCCCGAUUUCAUUGCCCCCCCCGUCAGUUCCGGUAUUAUCAGUUCCGAUUCCGAUUUCGUCGGCUCCCGCGAUUUCGUCGAUUGCGACCUCAAACUUACCGAAGUCGGAACUGAUACCGCUGCAAACUCGGAUGUUGUCGCCGAUACAAAGAUCGCCGAAUCAGAUGUCGUUAAUCCCAGUUUCUCAUUACGGAUCACCUCAUUCUAAUUCUCUAGACACAGCCAGUCUGGCUACAUGUAAUAGCACAAACUUUGUGGAUGAAUUAAAUCCGAAUGACCCGUAUAACAUAUUGUGUCAACUUGUGUACAAAGAAAUUCUAACAUGUCAGAUGGAUGCCGAGGAACGCGGGCGGAUGUUUCGUUUACUGGGAAAUGCCCAAAGAUUUUGUUCGAAUGGCCCAGGACAUAUUGAACACUUAACUAAAGCGGCUGCUGUCAACGGAGAUUUUUUUAACAAGACGGAAUUAUCUUCGUCCAGUGACGAAGAAUCCUCGACAUCCACAACACCGGUCUGGGAACCUCAGCCUCAAGUGUUGAACCAGCCAAACGAACCACUGGAUCUUAGUAUGUCUGCAAUGUCGAAAAUAGAAGAUCAGCCGCAGCUUCAGCAAUCAGUUGCGAGCUCCUCAAGACACAGGAAACGUAAGAGUAAAGCGACGAAGAUAGAAUAUCCCACGAUAAAUGAAUAUAUGAACAACAAUGAAACACAAACACAAAAUACAAAGGGAACUCACACGAAAUUUUUCCUUCCAGCUAGUGAGUUGCCGUUAGAAGCGGCAAGUCAGUUUAAUCUUGAAAGAAAUAUUAAAACUAAUGUGACACAUAAUGCAAAAAAAAGAAAGAAAUCAUUUAUUUGUUAUUAUUGUCAUAUUAUGUUUGAGAAUGAGAUUAUGUAUGCAAUACACAUGAGUUUUCAUAAUACUGAAGAUCCUCUCAUGUGUUCAAUAUGCUAUCAGCAAUCUACAAAUAUAGUUGCGUUCUUUUUACAUCUUAUUCAUAAAAAGCAUUAGUAACAAAUGCUAAAAGAGAUAGCAUGUAACAUAGAUUGCGCUGGAAGAGAAAGUAAUUGUUAAAAUAAAAUCUAGUCAAGACAAAUUCUAAGUAUAGAAUCAAAAUAUAGAUCUCAUUAUUAAUAAAAAUAAAAAAAUUAGGAGCAUAGGAAUCAUGUCGAUGAAAUAAUCCUUAUUUAAAAUAUUUCUCAAAUCACACUGUACUAUUGCUCUAAUUUCGGCGUCAUUAGUCGGCAAUUGUGACGGACAGGUAUUGAAACCACUAAAAAGGAACAAUUUACUACGAAUGUAAAUCGUAAAUUUAUUGUUUAUGUAACAAUAAAUAAAGAUAAUAUUUAUAAAAAUACAUAUGUAUAUAUUCUAAAAUAUUUACUGAACUUUUGAGUUGAUAACUGGUUUCAAGCCUGGCAAUGACAACGAAAGAAAAUAUAAUGGAGCUGGUAUCCCUUUCUUUUGUUAAUACUUUUUUAUAAAAUGUAAAAAUUUCGUAAAAAUUUGUACUAUACAGUUUUCUAAAGCAUUCAAAACUGUUACACUCUUGUAAAAUUGUAUUAUUUAGUUUUCAUAAUUAUUUGACUAUUAAGAUUAUUUCAAUAAUAAAACUAUCAUUUUUUUCUGGGAUUGUGAAACUUUUCUAACGGUCUCUGUUCUGUAAACUUUUUGCGAAAUUUCUUCUCGUAUCUUACGCAAUAUGCGUAAUUGUAUACGUUCAGGUAAUAAAGAAAAGUGUAAUCACACAAAACUAUAGUUUGUUAUUACUCGGGAAAAAAUCUUCAUAUCAAAAUAGAUUAAAUUAUAGCAGAAAGAUUAAAUUAUGGAUUAAUGAAUAUCAGAGCAGUUCUAAUUUUACAAACCAAUUGAUAAAAUUAGAUCUGUUAUGAUAUAAUUUAAUCUAUAAUUUUGUCCUUGAUAUAAAGAUUUUUUCCCGGGUAAUCAGAAUCGAGUUUAUUUCUCCCGGUCUUAAACAAUGUUACAAUAUUUCUUCUCCGUCUUUAUUUUUUUAGGUUUUUUACUGUUUUUUUACUUUCUCGCAUGAUCACAACUCUUUCUAUGACCGUAUUGUACACUGCCACAUUAUGUAUAUCAUAAAUUUUCAAUACUAGCAAUGUAUAUCGGGACACGACCUAUUUCUUCAGAAUAAUAUCGAUUGUUAAAAUAAGAACAUGUAAGUUAUUUAGAAAUAUUUUGACUUCUCUGAAUAGAAAAAUGAAAAAAACUUUUUAGACAUCUAAGAAUAGAAAUUAAAAUUUUAGAAAAUCAAUUUUUUCAUUAAACACACAGAUCAGUUUUAUCAUUUUACACUACAAAUAAAUAAGUUACGUUGUAUCUUGUAAGACACAUUAAUGUCUUACAUUUUAUUUGUAUCUAUUGUGCUACGUUUAAUAUUUAUUGAAAAAACUCAAAAAUUCUAAUUCCUAUUUUUAAUAUGUAAUAUUUUUCUUAUGUUGUGCAAAACUUAAUAUUAUAUUUUUGUAUCUCUUUUGAUGGUUCAAGAUAGAUAUAUACGUAUAGUGAUGCAAUUUAUUUUAAUAAUUAAUUUCAUGUUUUUGUUAAACUUAUCGAUAUUAUGUAUAAAUUUUUUUUCUACGUAUGUAAAUCUUAUGCCAGAGAAAUGAAUAUGGUAUAAGUACAAAGUUAUUAUCGUAUACAUUUUUUCUUGUUUAGAUCAAUUUUUUGCGUUUUGAAUUGUUUGGACUCAGUAAAGAAAUAUUACUGCGAUAAUGCUGAUUUAUAAAAUGCCGUAGAGAAAUUAUAUAAUAUUUUUUAUGAAGUUUAUUAGACUGAGUCAUGAAGAGUUUUGAAGAAUAUAAUCUAAUUAUAUAUAAAUUAAUCAUAUAUAUAAAUACAGUUAUGGAAUAUACAUAAGGUAUAUAGAUUAUAAUAAAAUAUAUUUGUGUACCGUAAAAUUUCAAAUUUAUUGACAAUUCUUUAUAUAAUAGCUAUCGCACGGCAAUGUGCAAAUCAGAUAAACUCAAGUAUUGAUUAGAUUAUAUCUAUAUUAAAUAUAAUGUGUUCAGUACAUUGCGCCAUAUUUUAUUUAAAUAUCUUGCGAUAUGUCGAAAUACAAAGAGAAAUGUGUUCCAUUUGUUAAGGAACAUAUAAAAAUUUUUGUAUAAACGAAAUAUAUAUUAAACAUAUAACUGCUUUAAACAUAUCGACGAACCUGAGCUCCUUGAAAAAGUUUUAAUAUAAUAUCGAGAGAUUAAAUUAGAUUACAUGCUAAUGAUAUUUAUUGUAUAUAUUAUCUAGUAAAAUGAUUCAUUGGUAUUUGAUUUAUUUUCAACAUGUGUAAUGUAAAAAUAGGUAUACAAUGUUAAGAGGAACCCAUGGCAUGUAACGCACUGAUUCUUUUUUUACUUUGCAAGCAAAGAAUAAUCUAACAGUGCAGAUACAUAUGCUAGCAAAUGCGUAAAAAAGAAUUAGAACAAUAUUUUGCUGGAAAAUUUUAACAAAAUAUAGUUUAUUAUACUAAUUACUGCCUUUUCAUGUCACGGGCUGUCUUUAUGAGUGAACAAUAGAAUCAAAUGCCAAAAAUUUGUCAAAUUAAGUUGAAGCAAAUGUAUGUCAAAUUUUCAAACGGUUCACAUAAAUCUGAUCAGAUCUUUAAACAUUAACAAAUAUUUUUUGAGUUUUUAAGGAUUUUUCUCAAUUUAAAAUUUAUACAGUUUGUUUGCUUGGUCAAUGUAUAUCAUUUUGAUACAAAUUUUUUAUGAGUUAGUUUUAAAAUUAAACUAGGUUCUUAGCACCUUGGUUUAUUAUAUAUCUACGACAUUAAUAAUAACCAAUUAUACUGAUGGUAUAAUAUUGAUUAAUGUCAUAUUGAUAUAAAAUAUAGACUUAGAAAUGUUUAAGCAGUUAUAUGUACAUUAAUUAAACAACAAAGAACUGAUCCGAUUAUGCAAAUUAUUGUUGUUUAAAAAUUAAAAUCUUUGACAUGAUAAUUGACAUCUUCAAAAAUUGUAGUCGUAAAUCAAUAAAUUCUAACACAU